Molecule: messenger RNA, 624 nt
Organism: Sipha flava (yellow sugarcane aphid)
Lineage: Eukaryota; Metazoa; Arthropoda; Insecta; Hemiptera; Aphididae
Exons: 1
Coding region: 1-624 (207 amino acids)
Source: RefSeq, a predicted model, not a curated record
AUGGCUGGUGCUGAACGUGAUGUGAGAGCUAAGGAUAGAGUGAUCUUACGUAGAGAUCGAUUAAUAGCUCGGAUCCGCCAAAUCCAUGCAUUAGCUACUAGUGCAGCCUCGGAUCAGGCUAGUCGAGCUCAACUAGCCGUAGUUAUUGUCGAUCUUGACACUUUGUGGAGUAAUUUUGAGGCAGAAAAUAAUAAUUUGUUAGAGAUACUUUCUGAUUUGGAUCAAUUGGGGGAGUAUUCGUUAGAUGUCGAAACUGAUACUCGGUCGUUGGUUGUGGAAGCCAAAGCGUUGUUCAACGAUUGCCAACCAGCUCCGGUUUUAAGUGUUGGUGCGCUCCAGCAAGUGUCAUAUGGGAAACCAGUUGAUAGUUCCAGUUGCUCCGCUGGAUCAUCCAGGGACGUUCCAACACCUUGUAUACCAAGGGAUUUAGCACCCGCAAGGUUACCCGAAAUUCCGCUUCCAUAUUUUGACGGUGAAUGCCAGAAUUGGCCUGCGUUCCGGGAUAGGUUCAACACGCUGGUGGCUAAGGACCCUAAUAUUUCGGACACAGUCAAAUUCUAUUACCUUAUAGGGUGCCUCCAUGCAGAUCCGCAGGAGGUAAUCAAGGGGUUCACCAUGUCGUAG